ACAUGAGGAUAUAUACAAGGGCCGAGCAAUAUAUUCGCUACUUUUUGCUUUAUUUUCUUUUAUAUUUGUUUAUUUCCAUUGAAAUUUGGUACAGACAUAGAGUGUAGAAUUCCGCAUCUUUUGAUUCCAUUUUCAAGCCCAUUGCCAAAUAUGGCAAAAAAUUAUGGUUGUCAUAGCAACGGGAGGAAUGAGCCACCGGAGCUGCCCAUAAUUUUACUGCAAUUGCACAUGCAACAAUAUCUUUAUAUGCCCAUUUCUCAUAACAAAAACAUUCAGUUUGGGUAAUUUUUAUAAACAUUGCUUACUGGACAUUGAUCCAAUAUUCAGAAGAAUGGUUGUGAUGUCAUAGAUGUUCUUUUCAAACAAUAAAGAGGUCACAAUUGAUCCGCAUAUGCAUCACAAAAGGGAGACUCUGCUUCCUGAGUUGCAUCAAGAAGCAAGCAUGGUAAAUGCAAAUCUAAAAGAACAGAGACUUUGUAUAAAAAUAUCAGUGAAAAAGGGACACACAUUAAAAAAAGCUGUGGAGGACUGUAGAACUACAUAUGGGGAAGCUUGUGGGAGCUAUUACUUUAUUAGACAUUGGUUUAAAAGGUUUGAACUUGGACGCAACUCAGUUGAUGAGAAUGAGCUACGCGGGCAGAGGUUUGGUGAACGUGAAGAAGUUGUUGAGGCCGUCCAUAAGGCCCUAAAAGACCUCUAUGGAAAUGGAAACGCAACAGGCCUAUCAAGACUGGCUUUCCCGAUGUAGAAAAUGCAUAGCUGCAGAUGGACACUAUUUUGAGAAUGAGGCAUGGAAUGAGGAGUAACUGUCUUAAUUAACAAAAAGGACAUUUUGUAUAAAAGUUGUUUUCUGAAACAUUGUCACAAAUGUCAGCUCCGGUGGUCACUAUCAACCAAUAUUCAAUGCCAUGUAAAAUAUUACGGAUGUAACCAAAUAAAUGCACAUUUGGUGAUAUUACAGAAAAAUGUUUUUUCUAUUAUUUUGGAAAAUUUCAGGUAAGAUACUUUAUUAUUAACAAUUUGAGAGCAAAAAGUAGCGAAUAUAUUGCUCGGCCCUUGUAUAUAUUAUUU
Owenia fusiformis is the source of this 1071-nucleotide messenger RNA. Lineage: Eukaryota; Metazoa; Annelida; Polychaeta; Sabellida; Oweniidae. The record is from the annotation of a GenBank genome assembly.